Messenger RNA from Penicillium daleae, 1041 nucleotides. RefSeq lists its product as uncharacterized. Bases 1 to 1041 code for a protein of 346 amino acids. The record is from RefSeq and is a predicted model, not a curated record. The transcript has a single exon. Lineage: Eukaryota; Fungi; Ascomycota; Eurotiomycetes; Eurotiales; Aspergillaceae.
AUGGCUUCUCCCAUGCCGGAGCUUGGUUACUCGUCACCAGUAUCAACAACAUCAUCCCAUGGAAGAGUAUUCCGAGCAAAUGUUGGGCUCGGUAUUUCGGACUGCGGGCUUGAAUCUUCCUAUGAUCCUAUGACGAGGUACUCCAAUCAAGUACCAUUUCCUGUGAAUCCUACCAUGUCGAAUAACCUCAUGUCGGUCGAGAACAUCUAUAACCUCCCGUUAGAGGCCGACGAUUUCUGCGGCAGGCCAUGCUACGAACUAUACAACGGCCACCCGAAUGCUCCACAAUCCUCGCUCGGUUUCUACGGAGCCCAGUCCAUGAGCAUGACCCACAGUUAUGAUCCUGCGAUGGAGGUUGGUGCUGGCCAAGGUGCAUAUCUGGGGCAAAUACACCAAAUGACAGGCCCCUGGGCUAAUACACCAACAAUCUCAGCACCACCGACGCCGAUACAGUCCAUACCUGCAGCAGCAGAUCGGACAAUGGAGAACCCGUGGGAUCAUGGAAUCUAUAUGGAGCCAAAUACUCCUUUUCAGUCACAGGCCAUACCGCAAUCUAGGACCUCCAAUGCCCCAAUCCCACUUGCAAACCAGAGCAGCGCAUGCAGACCGACCAGCGAGGAUCACAUUAAAAACAUACCCAUUGUUUCUCGCUCUCAAGGGUUAUCCGCCAGCGAGAGUACAGCCGAAGCUUCCAAGACAACCAAGCGAGGCAGGAAGCCGUCCGUGGAGAAGGGAUGCAACUGCCCUGUGUGCGGCUUCUACUUUACCAGGCGCUCGAAUUGUGUCGCCCACCAGAAGAAGAAGCAUGACCCCACUUUUCACCGAGCCAUCCCUUGUGAAGAAUGUAGCAAAUCAUUCGGAAGAAACGCAGAUCUCCGGGGACAUAUCGAUACCGUGAGUGGUGCCUUAUCUAUAGUCGAAAAGAUUGGAGCUGAUGAGUUUUGGCUAGGUUCACCGUGGGAUUCGCAAGCACGUCUGCAGAUGGUGCUCUCGUCGCUAUACUCGGUGGGAAAAUAUGGCAAAGUUAGUAAUGUCUCUUGA